AUGAUGCCCCUGUCGAAAGGAAUGUACUAUUUCGUCGACAACAUCGUUGAAGUGACUGCCGAUAUGAUGAAUGCUGCAUUUCAGUCGGUCGAUAUCCUUGAAUACUAUGGCUUGCCAGAUGGAGAGAACGAAUAUAUACCCAUCGAUCGGCGUGGUCAUGGUGCGAUCGCCUGGUGCUGCAGAACGUGCUAUGCUGGUAUCUUUAUGCUUCGGUUAUACGAUAGGGUUGGCUUGAUUGAGCAUCCCUCCCUGAAGCACUCAGUACUCUCGAGUCACGAACUAUUGCAACGAUUCGGUCAGUUUAGGCGAAUGGUCACCAUACAUAUAGGUCUCAGACGAACACUGCAUUCGAAAGUUUGCUUAACACGAGCUGCGGAAACUGAGGAUUUACUCUUCUGUGCAUCUGAAACUCUACGGUCUACGGAGGUCAAAAGCCUUACCAGGGACAAGACACAAUGCAUCUUUUACUUCAGUGCCUCUAUACCGCUAGGGAAUAUCCUCACGAAUAGCCUAGCACAAGACCAUUUUGACAGACUAACCAAGAGAUGCACAGUGAGCUCAGCCUAUGUUGCCGCCAUCUACGCCACUAAGAUCUUUGAGUCAUCUUUAGCAUCACUCCAGUCAAAUCGUGAAACACAUGGGCAAACCUCCUAUAAAACUACACCCACGAACUUUCCAAUUGUGCAGUGCGAUAGGCUACCUGACAGCAUAACAUUCCGUCGAUACCAAGACGAAGGGACCAUGGAGCGUAAUGCUCUUGAGGAAUCUCGGACUCAACGUCCAGAGCCAUCAAAGCCGAAUAUGGGUAUCCGAGACUGCAGAGACCAUCAGCAUGUGCCGAAAGGUUCCUGGCUGCGGCCAGGGAAGAAAACUCAUUCUUUGAAGAGCUCAUUAUCUGGUUCUGGUUCCAGGGCAGAAAAGUACUAUGAAGUGCGUUUGUUCGAAUCAAACAAAGAUUGCUUCAUUAUUCACAACAAUGAAUCAACUACCGCCGGCUUGGUGGUAGAUGUCUCCGGGAGCACAUCCUGGCGUCAGCUUGAUGAGAGCCGCGAAUCUGGAAACGUCACACUUAAGUUGUCUGUCCUCACGAUCGAGUUCAGCUUACGCGCGUCAGUCUGUAUCCAAUGUCAUGUUGCAGGUAUGAAUGAGCAAGACAGUGUACGAUCUGGCGAGUGA
This is a messenger RNA of Aspergillus niger, 1176 nucleotides long. RefSeq lists its product as hypothetical. Bases 1 to 1176 code for a protein of 391 amino acids. NCBI's taxonomy places the organism in Eukaryota, Fungi, Ascomycota, Eurotiomycetes, Eurotiales, Aspergillaceae. The transcript has 4 exons. The record is from RefSeq and is a predicted model, not a curated record.